AUGCAUGGUAAAGGACCCAGUAAUCGGGACUGGUGGCCCAAUCAAAUAAAAUUAAAUCUACUGCGUCAAAAUUCAGCGCUUUCUAAUCCAAUGAUGUCGAAUUUUAACUACGCUGAUGCGUUCAAUUCUUUGGAUCUAGAGGCCGUCAAAACCGAUCUAAAGAAUCUUAUGGUCGAUUCUCAAGACUGGUGGCCAGCGGAUUACGGUCAUUACGGCCCAUUUUUUGUGCGCAUGGCUUGGCAUAGUGCUGGAACCUACAGGAUCGCUGAUGGCAGAGGUGGUGCAGGAUCUGGAACACACCGAUUCGCUCCAUUGAAUAGCUGGCCAGACAAUGCAAAUUUGGAUAAAGCAAGAAUGCUACUUUGGCCUAUCAAACAGAAAUAUGGACGUAAAAUUUCGUGGGCAGAUUUACUCAUACUGACGGGAAACAUGGCAUUAGAGUCUAUGGGAUUCAGCACUUUCGGAUUCGCCGGUGGCAGAGAGGAUGUAUGGGAACCAGAAGAAGACAUCUAUUGGGGAGCCGAGACAGAAUGGCUCGGUGAUAAACGUUAUUCAGGAGAUCGAGAACUAGAAAAUCCUCUUGGUGCCGUGCAGAUGGGCUUGAUUUAUGUAAACCCUGAAGGACCCAAUGGCAAUCGACCUUUAGCAGCUGCCCGAGACAUCAGAGAAACAUUUCGCAGGAUGGCCAUGAAUGAUGAAGAAACGGUAGCACUUAUAGCAGGAGGUCACACCUUUGGCAAAACUCAUGGAGCCGCUGAUCCUGAAAAAUAUGUUUCAAGGGAGCCUGCUGCAGCCAAAAUUGAGGAAAUGGGAACUGGUUGGAAAAACAGCUACGAAAGCGGAAAAGGAGAGCACACUAUUACAAGUGGUCUGGAAGGUGCUUGGACCAGCACUCCUACAACAUGGAGUAAUCAGUUUUUCGAUAAUCUAUUUGGUUACGAAUGGAUGACCAAGAGCCCCGCUGGCGCCCAUCAGUGGAAACCAAAAAACGGAGGUGGAGAAGGUACCUUUCCCGAUGCCCACGAUCCAAGUAAAACACAUGCACCCUUCAUGCUUACUACAGAUUUAGCAUUGAGGGAAGAUCCUAUAUACCGAUCUAUAUCUAAAGCGUUUCAUGAAAAUCCGGAUGCAUUUGCAGAAGCUUUUGCCAAAGCUUGGUUUAAGUUAACUCAUCGAGAUAUGGGGCCAAGAUCACGCUAUUUAGGUCCAGAUGCGCCGCGUGAAGACCUGAUUUGGCAAGAUCCAAUUCCAGCUUUGAAAAGCAGCUCUAUACAGCCAGAAGAUUUAAGCACUUUGAAGGAAAAAAUAUUAGGAUCGAAUCUCAGUAUAUCUAAUUUAGUUUCUACUGCAUGGGCUUCGGCUUCGACAUUCAGAAAUAGCGAUAUGAGAGGAGGUGCGAAUGGCGCCCGCGUAGCUCUCGCACCUCAAAAAUUUUGGGAAGUAAAUAAUCCUUCCGUUUUGGUAGAAGUUCUAGACAAACUCGGUGCCAUUAAGGACUCGUUUAAUUCAGAAAACUCAGACAAAUAUAUUUCUCUGGCAGACAUGAUUGUCUUAGCGGGAUCUGCUGCCGUUGAAAAGCGGCUAAAAAUGCCGCAUGAUCUAGAAAUAUCUUUUGCACCAGGACGAGCUGAUGCUGUAGCCGAGCAAACAGAUAUCGACAGUUUUGCAGUAUUAGAACCCAUUGCAGAUGGAUUUAGAAAUUAUCAUAAAAAUCAAAGAUUUGGAGCUGCAGAAGAUCUCCUUAUCGAUAAAUCUCAGCUCUUAGGACUCACGGCUCCAGAAAUGACGGCAUUAGUCGGUGGCAUGCGCGUCCUGAAUACAAAUUGGGAUGGUUCUAGUCAUGGAACAUUGACAGAUCGGCCAGAGCAUUUGACAAAUGACUUCUUCGUGAAUCUCCUC
Messenger RNA from Nerophis lumbriciformis (worm pipefish), 1899 nucleotides. The record is from RefSeq and is a predicted model, not a curated record. NCBI's taxonomy places the organism in Eukaryota, Metazoa, Chordata, Actinopteri, Syngnathiformes, Syngnathidae.